AAACAACACUAGUGAGCUGUCAGAUUCGAGGAGAGUCCCGUAAGAACACACUGUUACCUUCUGAAUUUAAUAAAAGCUUAUUUAGCUGCUGCUUCUUCUCGGUCUCCUUUCACCAUGUCGCGCAACGACCGCAACACUUCAUCAUACAUGGCGAGUUCCUUGAGCCACCUGUCCAACAGGAUGAAGCUGGAAUGGACUUCCAAGCUCAGCACCGAGUACCAGCCAGCAAAAAACUAUCGCAGGACCUCCAUAAUCUGCACCAUCGGUCCCAAGACAAACUCCGUUGAAACCAUCAACAUCCUGCGCAAAGCCGGGCUCAAUGUUGUGCGCAUGAACUUUUCUCAUGGAACUCACGAGUACCACCAAUCGGUCAUUGACAACGCAAAAGAAGCUGAGAGAAUCCAACCAGGCCGCCCCCUUGCUAUUGCACUCGAUACUAAAGGACCUGAAAUCCGCACCGGACUUACUCCAGAUAAUAAAGAUAUUCCAAUUUCUGCUGGGACAGAGUUGAACAUCACCACACAUGAUGACUUCGCAGCCAAGAGCGACAACAAGAACUUAUACGUGGACUACAAAAAUAUCACUAAGGUAAUUGAAAAGGGCAAGCUUAUCUUCGUCGACGAUGGAGUUCUCUCGUUUGAAGUCCUGGGUAUUGUGGACGAUCAGACACUCCGCGUUAAGUGUCUCAACAAUGGAACUAUCUCUUCCAAGAAGGGAGUCAACCUUCCCGGCACUGAUGUCGACCUCCCGGCUCUUUCAGAGAAGGAUAUCGAUGAUAUUAAAUUCGGUGUUAAAAAUAGGGUCGACAUGAUCUUUGCUUCAUUUAUCCGUCGUGGCGAUGAUAUCAAGCGUAUUCGAGAGGUCUUGGGAGACGAGGGCCAUGAAAUCCAGAUUAUAGCAAAGAUAGAGAACCAACAAGGUGUCAAUAACUUUGACGAGAUCUUGGAUCAGGCUGACGGCGUUAUGGUCGCGCGAGGAGAUUUGGGUAUUGAGAUUCCGGCACCAAAGGUGUUCAUUGCUCAAAAGAUGAUGAUAGCCAAGUGCAACAUCAAGGGAAAGCCCGUGAUCUGCGCGACGCAGAUGCUGGAGUCCAUGACGUACAAUCCUCGUCCAACACGCGCCGAAGUAUCCGACGUCGCCAAUGCAGUUCUUGAUGGUGCUGACUGUGUGAUGUUGUCUGGUGAAACCGCCAAGGGCAACUAUCCCAAGGAAGCAGUUGCUAUGAUGCACGAAACAUGCCUGCAAGCCGAAGUUGCUAUCCCCUACUUCAGCGUCUUCGAUGAGUUGCGGAACCUCUGCCCCAGGCCAGCAGAUACAGUUGAGUCCAUCGCUAUGGCUGCCGUGUCCGCUAGCCUCGAGCUCAAUGCGGGCGCCAUCCUUGUUCUGACCACAAGCGGCCUCACUGCACGUCUCCUCUCAAAAUAUCGACCGGUCUGCCCAAUUAUCAUGGUCACCCGUAAUGAAGCUGCGGCUCGGUACUCCCACCUUUAUCGUGGCGUGUACCCGUUCUUCUUCCCAGAGAAGAAGCCUGAUUUUAACAUCAGGAUCUGGCAGGAGGAUGUCGACCGCCGUCUCAAGUGGGGCAUUGCCCAGGCCCUCACACUGGAAGUCAUCUCUAAGGGCGACUCCGUGGUCUGCGUCCAGGGAUGGCGUGGAGGCCAAGGACAUACCAACACCAUCCGUGUCGUUCCAGCUGAACCCAACCUGGGCCUCGCCGAGUAAGCGAGCAAUUGCUCCAUCCUCGCCUUCAUGUUGCAUCCCCUCGCAUCUCAGAAAGGUGCUGUCACUUUUCCUGGUUAUAGAGAGCGGGGUCAUUUUGGGACGGGAUUUUUUAUGGUUCGAAUGUUGUUUAACAAAAAGAUCUUGGUUUCCCUUCGCCUUGGCGGCCUGGAUUUAUUUUUUCCACUGUUCGAGAUCUCAAGAGUCAAGCUUUUGUCAGAUUGCGAAUGUUUGGCGUCGAAAGAAAAAAAGUUCUCGGUAGUAACGAGUGAUGAUACACCUCAAUUUGAAUCUAUUCUUGGGCA
Messenger RNA from Coccidioides immitis RS, 2024 nucleotides. Its product is annotated as pyruvate kinase. Lineage: Eukaryota; Fungi; Ascomycota; Eurotiomycetes; Onygenales; Onygenaceae. The transcript has 8 exons. The record is from RefSeq and is a predicted model, not a curated record. Bases 115 to 1722 code for a protein of 535 amino acids. Gene Ontology annotation, molecular function: potassium ion binding; pyruvate kinase activity; magnesium ion binding. Gene Ontology annotation, cellular component: cytoplasm. Gene Ontology annotation, biological process: glycolytic process.